Messenger RNA from Podarcis muralis (Common wall lizard), 969 nucleotides. Its product is annotated as olfactory receptor 10A4-like. Gene Ontology annotation, molecular function: olfactory receptor activity; G protein-coupled receptor activity. Gene Ontology annotation, cellular component: membrane. The record is from RefSeq and is a predicted model, not a curated record. Gene Ontology annotation, biological process: G protein-coupled receptor signaling pathway. Lineage: Eukaryota; Metazoa; Chordata; Lepidosauria; Squamata; Lacertidae.
AUGAGUAGCAUCCGAGAGAAAAACCAAACGAUCAUAACGCAUUUCGUCCUGCUGGGGUUUAGCGAUCUCCAGGAUCUGCAGAUAUUCAUCUUCCUGAUCUUUCUGUCCAUCUACCUUGUGACCAUGGCUGGGAAUAUCCUCAUUGUUGUUCUAGUCAUUUCUGACCAGCACCUUCACACACCCAUGUACUUCUUUGUGGGUAACCUAUCCUGCUUAGAGACCUGCUACAGCUCAACCAUUCUGCCAAGAAUGCUAGCCAGCCUUCUAUCCCAGGACAGAACCAUUUCUGCAAAAGGAUGCAUGCUGCAGUUCUGGCUCUUUGCAUUUCUAGCAGCAACAGAAUGUUAUCUCCUGGCGGUGAUGUCUUAUGAUCGCUAUCUUGCGGUUUGCAAACCGCUGCACUAUACAGCCCUUAUGGACAACCGUCUCUGUGUCCAGUUAGUGAUCGUAUCUUGGCUAAGUGGCUUGUUAGUAGUCACCACAAUUACACUAACAAUGGCACAGUUCAGUUUUUGUGCUCCGUACGAAAUAGACCAUUUCUUUUGUGAUUUCAUGCCAUUGAUACAACACCUCUGCAGCGGUGCCCAUUUUCUUCUGUUGUCCAGUUUCAUCACUACCUCUGUGUUUACCUUUCCGCCAUUUCUGCUGACCAUUGCUUCAUACAUUUACAUCAUCACUGCAAUUCUGAGAAUCCCAUCUGCCACAGGGAGGAAGAAAGCCUUUUCCACCUGUUCCUCCCACCUCUCUGUAGUCACUAUCUUUUACGGGGCAUUAAUAGUAGUGUACAUGUUCCCAAAUACAGACACACUGAGCCGAAUGAACAAAGUCUUCUCUCUCUUCUACACGGUCUUUACACCUCUGAUCAAUCCUCUGAUAUACAGCUUGAGGAACAAGGAGGUGAGCAAGUCUCUGAAAAGAGCCAUCGACAAAUGCGUGCCAACACAAAAGCUCACAAUAAUUUCUCAUUAA